AUGGAUCCAGAAGCGACUGUCAACAGGACUUACACUGUUAACGACAUACAUACCUGCUACGAGACAGAUAAUACAACGUACUUCUUCACCAGCAACCCUUCCGUAAUAUGUGUUCUAUUACAUGUUUUCCUCGGCGCAUUGUCCGUUGUCACAAUAUGUGGAAACCUUCUCGUUAUAAUUUCUGUCUCUUACUUCAAACAGCUCCACACUCCUACUAACUACCUUAUUCUCUCUCUGGCUGUGGCUGACCUGCUUGUUGGGAUCAUAGUCUUUCCUUUCAGCAUGGCUUUCACUGUAACCUCAUGUUGGUAUCACGAGCGUUUGUUUUGUAAAGUACGAGGAAGCUUUGAUAUUACACUGAGCACAGCUUCCAUUUUGCACUUAUGCUGUAUUUCUAUUGACAGAUACUACGCAGUAUGUCAGCCUCUUGCUUAUACAAGUAAAGUAAAUGGUCGUGUCAGUGGGAUUAUGAUCCUGAUGAGCUGGGCAGUUGCUGCUCUGAUUGGAAUCAGCAUUAUAAUAGCAGGUUUUAAUCAAGGAAAAUGUGAAGAAAGUUGCUUAAUUGAUGCUCUAAUAUCAACCAUAUUUGCGUGUAUAUUUUCCUUUUAUAUCCCAGUCCUUAUAAUGCUUAGUAUCUACCUGAACAUUUUCCUUGUUGCACAAAGACAGGCAAUCCACAUUCAGAACACAACUGGUCUGAACACAAAGUCUGGGGCUACUGUGAGUAAGAUGGAGAGAAAGGCCACCAAAACUCUGGCUAUUGUUUUGGGAGUGUUUAUCUUGUGUUGGACUCCUUACUUUCUUUGUAUCACCUUUCAGCCUUUAACGUACGAUGUUACACCAAUUGCUGUGAUUGAAACACUCAACUGGCUAACACUGUCAAAUUCAAUGCUCAAUCCAUUUAUUUAUGCUUUCUUUUACACCUGGUUCAGAUCAGCUUUUAGAAUGAUCAUUUCUGGAAAACUAUUUCGAGGGGACUUUACUAACUCAAAACUUCUUUGA
Messenger RNA from Cyclopterus lumpus (lumpfish), 1002 nucleotides. RefSeq names its product trace amine-associated receptor 1-like. The record is from RefSeq and is a predicted model, not a curated record. Bases 1 to 1002 code for a protein of 333 amino acids. Gene Ontology annotation, molecular function: G protein-coupled receptor activity. Gene Ontology annotation, cellular component: membrane. The transcript has a single exon. NCBI's taxonomy places the organism in Eukaryota, Metazoa, Chordata, Actinopteri, Perciformes, Cyclopteridae. Gene Ontology annotation, biological process: adenylate cyclase-activating adrenergic receptor signaling pathway.